AUGAAUAAGGGCAAGGGUGAUGGCGAGCGCUCUCUGGAAUUAUAAUUAGCUCAAACACGCCACCUAUCGGUCACCGGCAGCAGCGCGCUUCAGUUCAAAGUGUCCGCACCAUCAGUGACGACAAACACUGAGAAACUGAUGGAAGGGGAGAUGGAGUAGAAAGCGAGAGGAGGAGAGAGGGGAAUAAAGAGGAAGGGUGGCAGAGACAUUGUGAUUUUUUUUUCUCUCUCUUUCUUAUUUAAUUGGUCCUCCGGGAUCCGGGGCGAGUCCUCCGUUUGCAGCUGCGCAGCUUUAAUUGGCUGGAGAAUCCACUAAAAUACUAUUGGAAAAAGCCGAGAGUUUAUACAGUUUAGAUCCCGGUCCCUUCUGAUAAACCCACUCAUUACCGAGACCAAAGCUGGGCAAGCUUUACGCAGAGACUCUCCAGAAGCCUGUUCAGAUAUCAGACGCGCAUCACCCAGAGAGAUCUGUGCGCGCAUCUCCACACUGACGCGCAAAUACGCGCAACCUCUCCAUCCGCCUCACUCUUGAGAGAGCCAUCGAUGAGCACACAUCUGAUAGGAGAACACCACAGGACAAGAGUUUCAGUCAGUCACUCUGAGAGAUCGCAUCGCAUCGGACUGCUGCUUUCCAUGAAGACGCCCUUGGAUGUGUGGAUGCGUCCUAUGGCUUGAAGAGUUUCAUGUCAGUUUAAGUUGCCUGGAAGAAUGUGUUGGAAUUUUGUCUUUAUUUUCUGGACGGAGAGACAUCGUUGCGCUCCUGCUGAACACGCGACAAACUAAACACCUGGAACUCCAGUCCUCUGCUGAAAGUCGUUAUUUUCUAAGGGAAUUAUUUCGGAAGGCAGUGAUCUAAAGGCUGAACCCGCACAGAGAAAGGUAAUGAGGGAUCGCACCUGAAGAUGGAGCUUUUCUGGAUUUUAUUAUUUUCAGUACUCCACCGGUACGUGCAAACGCAAGGAGUUUACGCUCCUGCAAAUGCUCAGAUUGUGCAUUCUGGCCAGGCGUGUGUGGUGAAGGAGGACAACAUCAGUGAACGAAUCUACACCAUCCGAGAGGGGGACACGUUAGUUCUGCAGUGCCUGGUCAAAGGACACCCACGGCCUCAGGUACGGUGGACGAAGACAGCAGGCAGCGCUUCCGACAAGUUCCAGGAGACGUCCAUCUUCAAUGAGACUCUACGGAUCCCCAACAUCCAGAGAGUGCAGGGCGGCCGCUACUACUGCAAAGCUGAGAACGGGGUGGGGGUGGCUGCCAUCAAGUCCAUUCGCGUAGAUGUGCAGUAUCUGGAUAAGCCUGUGCUCACGGUGCACCAGACGGUGGGUGAUGUACGAGGGAACUACUAUCAGGAGAAAACAGUGUUUUUACGAUGUACGGUAAACUCCAACCCUCCCGCCCGCUUUAUCUGGAAACGGGGAAAUAAACCAAUCGAACAGAGCAAAGACAACGGCGUCGACAUCUACGAGCCUCUGUACACGCAGGGUGAGACAAAGGUGCUGAAACUGAAAAACCUCCGUCCACAGGACUUUGCUAAUUACACCUGUCAGGUGUCUGUACGGAACGUGUGCGAUAUUCCGGACAGCUCUGUCACCUUUCGCCUUACCAACAGCACCACACCUCCUGCUCUCAAACUAUCCGUGAACGAGACGUACGUGGUGGACCCAGGCCAAGAUGUCACGCUGUCAUGUGAAGUAACGGCAGGGUUUCCCAUGCCUACAGUCACCUGGUCGCGGUACCCUGGGUCUCUCCCUCAGCGGUCCGUGAUCCGAGGUGGGUCCCUCACUCUCUGGUCCGUCACUCCCGCUGAUGCCGGCAUCUACAACUGCACAGCCGUCAACAAUGUGGGAAACCCUGCAAGAAGAACCGUCAACCUCCUUGUGAGAUCCAUGAAGAACUUAACAUUCCAGAUUACGCCAGACUCCAACAAAGACAGCGAGAGCAUACAGAUGGGUCGAGACCUCAAACUUUCCUGUCACGUUGACGCCCAGCCUCAGGACAAGGUCAACUACACCUGGUACAAGAACGGAGUUCUCAUCUACCCCACAGACAGUCUCAUCGUGCUGCGCAGCGACCCAGACAUGCCGCCCGGCACCAGCAGCCUGGAAAUUGUGGACAUGAAGUUCAGAGAUCAGGCCACCUACAGCUGCGUAGCGAACUUCCCCGGGAGCAACGUUCCUGAACUGCGAGUAGACGUGAACAUCACGCAGAGCAGCGUCGUUCCCCCUGUUCUGAGUGUGCCAGUCGGAGGGGGUGUGGUCAAUGUCAGUGAGGGCGGUACUGCAGAGCUUGUGUGUUUGGUCGAUGGUAAGCCCCGCCCACCUGUUCUUUGGUCUCGUGCCAACAAGGACCUGCCCAUGCCAUCGGGGGAUUGGGUGGUGGAAACACGCGAUGGACGCUUGCGCCUGACCAAUGUGACGCGGGACAUGAUGGGAGCGUAUCGCUGCCAAACCGCACCUUACAACGGCCUAAACAUCAAACGCAGACAGGCUCAAGUGCAGCUCAACGUGGAGUACCCUCCUGUUGUGGAUCCAGUCCUGCUGGAUGUCCGUUCUCAAACAUCCGCGUCAGUCAAUCUCCGCUGUCUGGUUCUCAAGUCCAAUCCAAACCGAAUAGCCAGCGCUCGCUGGUACCGUAAUGGGACGCCCAUCCGAACCCCUCCAGUGGACCCUCAAAGUGUCCCUCAGCUACGCUUCAAACUAGACACCUCUAAUAACGGCACUUACGAGUGCAGAGUGAGCAAUGGAGUCGGUACCUCAACCUGCACCUUCAUUGUGUCUGCUCAACCGUUUAAUGCAGAGUUUUACUAUGACACUCCAAACCCCAUUCGCACCUUGAAGAACAAUUAUUCCUACAUCUUACAGUGGACACAGAAAGAGCCCGGCGCUGUGGACAAAAUCAUCGGCUACUGGAUCAAUGUCCAGCAGAACCGACAGACGGUUUUGUCCAAGCAGAUCACCACUAAAGAGCCAGUGAAAGGUGUGCUGAUGUCCUACACGCUGACAGACUUGCGUAUUCCCCUGCCGUAUGAGGUCAGCCUCACUCCCAUAACUAGCUAUGGCACCGGAAACACAGUCACACGCACCAUCCAGUACUCAGAGCCCUACACUUAUCCAAGACCUUCCGAUCAUGUGUGUGGGUUUGAGGAUAUUAGGAUAUGUGGGUUCACUCAAGACCGCAGCGAUGUGUUUGACUGGACCAGACAGAACCAUCUCACCCAGAAUCCCAAACGGUCCGUUAAUACAGGGCCUGAUAUGGACAGGAGUGGGACGAAAGAAGGUUACUACAUGUACAUUGAGACAUCGCGGCCGCGUCAGGCCGGGGACCGAGCUCGUCUGCUCUCUCCACUGUACAAUGUGACGGCAGCGCGAGGACCAACGGGGACCACCAGAACCCCCUACUGUGUCUCAUUCUACUACAACAUGAACGGAAAACAUAUUGGCACGCUCAAUGUUCUGAUGAGGGUGAAGAGCAUCGCCACUGUGGAUUCUGCUGUCUGGACCCUCUCUGGACACCAGGGGCCUGAAUGGAGGAAGGCAGAUGCUGAGAUCUAUCCCAGCGGACCAUUCCAGGUGGUGUUCGAAGGUAUCCGUGGAAAUGGCUUUGAGGGAGACAUUGCUAUUGACGACGUUUCUGUUACCAAGGGGAAGUGCAAACAAAAGGAUAGUGUGGACAAAACAGCAGUUCUGUCUGGGACACACCAGAGUCUUCACCUUCUCCCUGUGAUCGUCCAGCUGCUCGGCACCAUCUGCCUGACAUUCCUCCUUAGAUGAUACAGAUACCCCUGAGCACACACCGCCAGCGUAGAACGCCCCCCGCGGCAGCAAUAAGAACUGCCCCGACAUGUGACCACCCUUCCUGCUGCUGCCUUCCUCAUUUCCUCCUGUGUGUCCUGCUUCUCAUGUCCUUUGUCCUUACCUCACUCCACCUCUUAUCAUUACUUGUGUCUAUUUUUUCUUUGGUAUCAUCUUUGUGGUCACUUGUUGAGCUUUUACAUGCUUUGUGGCACCUUUUAUGUUUUAUAUAAGCAUAAUCUCAGUUAACGUUGAUCAUUUCUGCCCAUAUGUCUUGACAUCUUCACCUAAUCCGCCCCGUUUCCCGUGUAUGUAUCCGACACGCCAAUGUGUCAACUGUUACCAAAGAUGACGGAGGGCUUACAGGAUGAACGGAUGGCUGAAAGAGUGACAAGGACGUCCUUUCCCCAAAUGAACUACUUUUUCCACUGACUCAAGUGCAUGGAGAUGCAAUUUCCUUAAGACGUUAAGAUUGCAAGGAAUAAUGUGAGCAGGAACGGAGGAGUGAAACGAGUGGUCACGAAGUUACUGAUGGACCUGUACAUGCACGUGUAUAUGAUGUAUUGGAAAGUAUCGAGCUACAGAAAAGACAAACGGACUCCGAUUGCAACUUCUAGGACUAUGACAAUGUGAAACUAAAGAAGCACAAAUUUAUAUCUUUUUUUUUCUUUUUUCUUUUUGUAGUUAUUUUGGUUCCUUUACGUGGCAUUCCGUCAGUCUGGGUUUGCUGUACACUUCUUGUCCUUUGGCUUUCUUUACAGUGUGCCACUGCUGCAUUGCCGUUCAGUUUGUUAAGGGGUAGAAUUUGGUUCUGAAAAUGACACAAUGUGAACUUUGGACCAGAAGAGCAUCAGUUACCUCACCUUCAAUUUACAAGAUACAUAAAGCACUUGGACAAACUUGUGAGAACGAUUACUUUAGCUUCAAUCAAACUGCCAGGAGAGUGUUAGUUCUCACUGGGUCAGUUGUUCUCCUUCAGCAAUAGGACUGUACCUCUGACUGCAAUGAACGUUCUCCUCUUCAUGGAUACGGGCACAUGGAUUCCAACAGAAGACAGACAAACUGCACUCUUGGCUUUGAUUCAAGAAUGUCAUUUUGCAUACCAUUAGAGAGAAAUCGCAUGUACAUUCAAGCUCUUCAAGGGUUACCAUUAACAAACUAUUUUAUUUUGCAAGUUUUGAGAUGGCAGCAAACAGUUGACAUGAAAAGUUGUGCUAAAAGACACAAUGUUUAUCGCUGAAGCAUCCUACAGUAAUGCUGCAUUCCAUUUACAUCGGAAAGUUGUUCCUACUUGGAAAACUGCAAUAGAUUGCCACUUGAAGUCACUUGAACUUGAAAACUUUGGUAAGAGGGUGGCAUCAGAGUCCUGCUCGGGUCCUGUUUGGUAAACCUUCACCCAACAUAGUAACAGAAAAAAUGUGAGAAUGUGCAUCCAUUGAGUAAACAAUACAAAACUUUUGCCUACAUCAUGCAAGCCUAUAUAGGCUAUUUUGAACAAAUGUGCAUAAAUCACACCAUAGGCAAUACAGAUGCUUAGGUCUCCAUAAAUUAAAAGAACAUAUAGCCAAAUGUGAGUGAGCCUUUAUAGUAUCGGGGACAUUUUGGCGGAUUCACUCUGCAUUUAAAUGUGGUUGUCUCUCCUGAAACUCUGCAGUGUAUGCGUGGCCAUUGGUCCUCUUAGCAGCGCGAUUGGCUAGAAUGCCAACGCUGCAAAUCGUGUUGUAAUUAGAAACCUUUGACGGUCUUCACACUACAGAACGUGAACACAUAUAAGCAUGGGACCGUUUGAAAGCAGCUGUCUAUCAGCGGGUACCAAAUUGAGUCGAAAAAGUCUUGGCUACCCAUGCCUAUUGAUUCCCGACCCGCACCGCAAAUGACAACGUAAAUAUUAUUCAACCUGUUACAUCAUAUAUUAGUGGUCCACACUGUUAAAUGUCGCUGUAGAUUUAGCAGCACAUUACUGUAAAAACCUACAGUACAGUACCACAUUUCUAUAUUACAGUAAAAUACUGUAAUUUAUAUUGCAUUCUGGGUAAUUUUGUUUGAGCAGGAAUAUUUUACAGUAUAUUUUAGUAUUGCUGUAACCCUGCUGUAACCUGGCUGUAAUAUACAGUACCAAGCAAUAAUACAGGAUUGCUGUAAAUAACGCGCCACCUGAC
Megalobrama amblycephala (Wuchang bream) is the source of this 5949-nucleotide messenger RNA. RefSeq names its product MAM domain-containing glycosylphosphatidylinositol anchor protein 1. The coding region runs from base 902 to 3769 and encodes 955 amino acids. Lineage: Eukaryota; Metazoa; Chordata; Actinopteri; Cypriniformes; Xenocyprididae. The record is from RefSeq and is a predicted model, not a curated record. Gene Ontology annotation, biological process: homophilic cell-cell adhesion. Gene Ontology annotation, molecular function: protein binding. Gene Ontology annotation, cellular component: plasma membrane. The transcript has 18 exons.